GGUGGCAGGUCGCGAAAAAUUAGUAACUCUUUCCCAAAAUCUCUCUCUCUGGAAAUUAAGUUGUGUUGAUCCACCCUCGAUACCAACAUGGGUGACAUGUUCCGCAGCGAACAGAUGGCCCUGUGCCAGCUGUUCAUCCAGCCGGAGGCAGCCUAUGCCUCCAUUGCCGAGCUGGGCGAGAGUGGAUGCGUCCAGUUUCGUGAUCUAAAUGAAGAGGUCAGUGCCUUCCAGCGGAAGUACGUUAACGAAGUGCGAAGAUGCGAUGAUAUGGAGCGUCGCCUUCGGUACAUGGAGUCCGAGAUGAAGAAGGAUGAGUUGCAGUUGCCCGAACUGAAACCGGAGGAAGAGCCGAAUGCUCCGAACCCCGAAAUUGUGGAUCUGGAAGCUCAGCUGGAGAAGACCGAUAAUGAGCUACGUGAACUCUCCGCCAAUGGAGCCAGUCUGAAUGCCAACUUCCGGCACAUGCAGGAACUCAAGAACGUGCUGGAGAACACCGAGGGCUUCUUCUCCGACCAGGAAGUCAUCAACCUGGACUCUAAUCGCAUGGUGGACCCCAAUGAUCCAGCCCAGGCAGGAGCCCAACGUGGUCAGCUGGCUUUUGUGGCCGGUGUGAUUAUGGAAAGAUUCUUCAGCUUCGAGCGCAUGUUAUGGCGUAUAUCCAGGGGAAAUAUCUUCCUGCGAAGGGCCGACAUUGAUGGUCUGGUGGAGGAUGAGGAGACUGGACGUCCGGUACUGAAGACCGUCUUUGUGGCCUUCUUCCAGGGCGAACAACUGAAGCAGAGGAUCAAGAAGGUCUGCACUGGAUACCAUGCCUCUGUCUAUCCCUGUCCCAGCUCUCAUGCCGAGCGAGCGGAGAUGAUCAAGGAUGUGAAUGUGCGUCUGGAGGAUCUCAAGUUGGUCCUUAGCCAGAGUGCUGAUCAUCGCAGUCGGGUGCUUAACUCCGCCUCGAAGCACAUGGCACGUUGGUCGAUCAUGGUGCGUAAGAUGAAGGCCAUCUAUCAUCUAAACUACUUCAAUCCGGAUGUGACGGGCAAGUGUCUGAUUGGCGAAGGUUGGGUGCCCACCAACGAUAUUCAGACGGUGCAGAAUGCCCUGGCCCGUGCCUCCAAGAUCUCGGAGAGCUCCAUUCCGGCCUUCAUGAAUGUCAUCGAGACGAAUGAACAGCCGCCGACUUAUACGCGAACCAAUAAGUUCACCAGUGGCUUCCAGAACCUGGAUUCGUAUGGCAUGGCCUCUUACCGGGAGGUGAAUCCCGCUCUAUAUGCCUGCAUCACGUUCCCCUUCCUUGCCGUGAUGUUUGGUGAUUUGGGACACGGCAUAAUCCUGCUGCUCUUUGGCUGGCUGAUCAUCAAGGAGAAGCAAUUGGCUACGAUUAAGGAGGAAAUCUUUAAUAUAUUCUUCGGGGGCCGCUACAUCAUUCUCAUGGGCCUCUUCUCCAUUUACACGGGCUUCAUCUACAACGAUGUGUUCUCCAAGUCGAUGAAUAUCUUCGGUUCCGGUUGGCACAUGAACUAUAGGGCCGAAAUCGAGGAUCCUACCUUGAAGUCCAUAACCCUUAGGCCAAACGAUACGGUUUACAAGACCUAUCCCCUUGGCGUGGAUCCCAUUUGGCAGCUGGCCGACAAUAAGAUCAUUUUCCUCAACACUUUUAAGAUGAAGCUCUCGAUUAUUGUGGGAGUGCUGCACAUGAUCUUCGGCGUCUCCAUGUCGGUGGUUAACUUUGUUUACUACCGCAAGUACGCCAGCAUCUUCCUGGAGUUCCUACCGCAGGUUCUCUUCCUUCUCCUGCUCUUCGGCUACAUGGUCUUCAUGAUGUUCUUCAAGUUUAUUGUAUACAAUGACACUGUCGAAGGACCUCUCUCGCCGGCAUGCGCACCCUCUAUUCUGAUCCUGUUCAUUAACAUGAUGCUCCAAGGCUCACAGGACACGCCCGAACCCUGCAAGGAGUUUAUGUUUGAUGGCCAGAAGCAACUGCAGCAGGUCUUUGUCAUCAUUGCCAUCAUUUGUAUUCCCUGGAUGCUCCUGGGUAAACCAUUAUACAUCAUGAUGCAGCGCAAAGCGAAAGGAGCUCCGCCACCAAAGCCAUCGGGCGGAGGCGGAGGCGGUGGUGGUCAUGGUGAGGAUGAGCCCAUGAGCGAGAUCUUCAUCCACCAGGCGAUCCACACCAUUGAGUAUGUGCUAAGUACGGUUUCGCACACGGCCUCCUACCUUCGAUUGUGGGCCUUGUCCCUGGCCCACGCACAGCUCUCCGAAGUGCUGUACAUGGUGUUUUCCAUGGGCUUCAAAUUCGACAACUACAUCGGCAGCGCCCUCAUCUAUAUAUUCUUUGGGGCUGGGCAGCUCACUGUUGGCAUCCUGGUGCUCAUCGAAGGACUCUCGGCCUUCCUUCACACACUGCGCUUGCACUGGGUGGAGUUCAUGAGCAAGUUCUACGAGGGCGCUGGUUACGCCUUUGAACCCUUCGCCUUUAAGACCAUACUGGAUGUCAGCGAGGAUGACUGAGGGAGGAUAAGGAUAGUAAGAAUGAGAAUGCGCAGGACGCACUUCCCCGAAAAAGCAUUUUCCGUUCAUAUUAUUCAUUUUUUUUGGUUUACGGAAAAAAUAAAUUUCGU
This is a messenger RNA of Drosophila serrata, 2612 nucleotides long. It is a transcript of the gene Vha100-5, whose product is annotated as Vacuolar H[+] ATPase 100kD subunit 5. Gene Ontology annotation, molecular function: proton-transporting ATPase activity, rotational mechanism; ATPase binding. The record is from RefSeq and is a predicted model, not a curated record. Gene Ontology annotation, biological process: proton transmembrane transport; vacuolar acidification. NCBI's taxonomy places the organism in Eukaryota, Metazoa, Arthropoda, Insecta, Diptera, Drosophilidae. Gene Ontology annotation, cellular component: plasma membrane; vacuolar proton-transporting V-type ATPase, V0 domain; vacuolar proton-transporting V-type ATPase complex.